This is a messenger RNA of Triticum aestivum (bread wheat), 794 nucleotides long. RefSeq names its product late embryogenesis abundant protein At5g17165. The record is from RefSeq and is a predicted model, not a curated record. Bases 163 to 525 code for a protein of 120 amino acids. The transcript has 2 exons. NCBI's taxonomy places the organism in Eukaryota, Viridiplantae, Streptophyta, Magnoliopsida, Poales, Poaceae.
CUGCUAUAAAUAGCAGGCAGAGCGGUGUGGAACUGAGGAGUCCAUCCACACACACACACACACACAAGCGAAACCCACUCCACCCAACCGUCUCGGAGCAGAGCAGAGCCUCUCUUUGUCCUUCACCUUCGUCUUCCUCCCUCUCGGCAGCUCGACCUUUGCAUGGCAGCAGUGGCUAGCUCCAAGGGGCGGGUGAUCGCUGGGAGCCUCGUCGCGCGCGUCCUCGCCGGCAAGGCCAACGCCUCCCCGAGGAGGGCGGUGCACGCGUCGGCCUACGACAAGAACGUGGACGAGCAGGUGCGCCCGGCCUUCGUGCCGGACGAUGUGAUCGGCGGCGCCGGGAGCCCAGACAAGUACUGGGGCCCUCACCCCACCACCGGCGUCUUCGGCCCCGCCGCGGUCGACCCCAAGCUGGCCGCCACCCUCGCGCCGGCCAGCGCCGCCGCGAAUGGUGGCGCCUCCGUGCUGGACCAGAAGGUGUGGUUCCGCCCGCUCGAGGACGUCGAGAAGCCCCCCGUCGCCUGAUCGCCGGCGACCACCAAGACGACGAUAGCCCAGCUCGACAUCUCUAUCACUCCGCUUAGCUGGGCUCGACCACCCACCUAAUUAUAAUCUACAGUAGUGUGCUUGUGCUAUAGUACAGACAUGGCAGGCACCAGAACCAGUAGUAGUAUUGCGGUGUUGCUGCCUGGAAUAAGAGCGAGCAGAAGAUGUGUGAUGAUGAUGAUGACACUGAUGUUGGUGGCUGUGAUGUACUCCCGUCUUAAACCGGUACUAUUGCAAGUGUUUGGUAA